Molecule: messenger RNA, 2880 nt
Organism: Heterobasidion irregulare TC 32-1
Lineage: Eukaryota; Fungi; Basidiomycota; Agaricomycetes; Russulales; Bondarzewiaceae
Product: exoribonuclease
Exons: 2
Coding region: 1-2880 (959 amino acids)
Biological process (GO): mRNA catabolic process
Cellular component (GO): P-body; exosome (RNase complex)
Molecular function (GO): 3'-5'-RNA exonuclease activity; RNA binding
Source: RefSeq, a predicted model, not a curated record
AUGCACCGCCACGGCGUCCUAUGCACGAAACAUCUUCGCUCGCAUAUUGCAUCGUCUCGACAUGACGCUUUCUCGCUAGACUUUGUCCGAGCGCGCUCUUCGACCACCAAAAAAUCUAGUUCUGUCUUUCAGAAGAAUGGCCGUAUGGUUGAACAGAUGACGAAAGCCGUUCUUAGCGCAGCAUCGCGUUCAGAAGCGAACUCGGGGUGGAGGCGUUCGCCUACUCGACGUGGAAAAGAGCUCGAGCUCGUCAAUGCCAUUCUCGAAGAGUCUCAAAUGCCUUCCAAAGCAUCUGUAUUUGCUGAAGCUGAGGAAGCCGAUUCAGCAGAUAGUCUGGACGUCUCCUCGACCUCUCUUCUUCCGAAACAGCUGCCUCUAGGUGUCGGGCCUGGAUCAUUUGUUCAAAUGCGUCGUAACUGGGUCGUGAUCAGUUGUAUCUUUCUCUCUGAGGACUAUUCAGGGGGCGAGCACAAGGUUUUGCUUCUCACCAUCACAGGCAAAUUGAUCUAUGGUGUCUCCGAGGACAUCAUGUACGCCAUACCCAACUUCGUUGACUCAAACCUCGUAGCUCGAAUUGGAAAAGACCCAGUAGCCACAGCCUCUCCUCAGUUGAUGGCUCGCGUCGUGGCCCUUCGCAAAUUACGCGAGUUCCACAAACUCGGGGAAGACGGAUAUAACUCACUUGCCCGGCCUUUCAGCAGACUCUUCGAUCAAGUCUGCUCACCGGAUCCUAACCAAUGGGGUGAAAUCACUGUCCCAGAAGUUGUGAAGCUCAUUGGACCGGACCGUUUAUCCCCCGAACUUGCUUCCUUCUGCCUUCACGAACAUUUAAUGACACGCUCGCAAGAGUAUGUCGCCGACAGCACAGAUUACUUUAAUACACAGAAAUUCCUCGUACGCCCGCGCUCACAUGUGGAGCGCAUCAAGACAGUGAAUGAUAUGUUAGCCAAGGAUGACCCCAGCAUCUCUAGAUUUGUGGAGAAGGCUAAAAUGAUCAUCAAUGAUUCGAGGCGGAGGGCGGAUGAGUCCAACGGAGAAAUGCCUAGCUUUUCGUCUUCACAAACACACGAAUUCAUCGACAACGACCGUAUCUUCCUCUGGUUUUUGCGGGACUCACUUCACCAGUUGCGGAGUAUACAGCUUGACCCUUAUACAGCGAGUGUCUGUGCCCUCGUGAAGGCGAUGGAUGCGUACUCUGGUGACAUCUCGACUGACACUGUCCGUCAGAUGCUGAUCGAGCUUGGGGUGUUCGCACCCUGGCAAGAUCUGGUAUCUCUCAGGGUGGAAUUCCAACUGGAGGACGAGCAUGAGGAUUCUCCACGUGCGAGGGAACGCGCAGCCCUUGUUCAAAGGGGGCUCUCUGUUUCUCCAUCUUCAGGUCCAUUAGGCCCGGAAGAUUUUUAUCCGUCUGAUCGUUUAGAAUCCAUACGACACGAUUUUGGCGACAUGCCAGUGUAUGUCAUAGAUGACUACCACGCCGAAGAGCUAGACGACGGCAUGUCUGUCGAAAUUAUCCCCAAUGAACCCGACCACUUCUGGCUACAUGUGCACAUCGCUGAUCCGACUUCCCUUCUUCAUCCCAACCACAUCCUAUCUCAACGAGCUCGCAAGGGAGGAGAGUCACAGUAUUUCAAUUACGUCACAUGGCCGAUGCUCCCUCCCUCUCUUAUGAAGUAUGGGUUAUCUCUAGGCGUCAACUCAGCCCUCAAUAAACCAGAUCGCGUCCUGACUUUCAGUGCCAAAAUCGAUCCCACGGGUGAGAUUGUGGACCACAAAGUUCGCGCGGGUCUGAUUCGAAACGUACACGUCCUUCAUUAUGAAGACGUAGACCAUUCGAUGACUUUUGAAGUAAAACGACCCACUUAUCCCUUUGGCCGUUUACCCGGCUUUCGACAGCCCUCAUCCCUUGGUCUUGCCCCCUCUGACAGAGAAAAUUUGCGUCUCUUGGACACACUGGCAAAGCGACUUUCAGCCCAACGCUUGGCGCUAAACACUGUGAUUUUUGACUCCAAGAGGGCUUCGGUAUCGUUGUCCCCUAGACCGCUCCCCUUCGGCCCAAACGACGCGCAGCGACCGAUGGCAUAUCGUGGAUUCCCAGAGCUCAGCUAUCAAGUUGGCGGGGCGGAUAUUAUUGAGACAGGAUCACGGAGGAUAGUUGCCGAAUCAAUGAAGGCAGCAGGUCGUGUAGCAUCGCGGUUCGGGCUCGAGCGAGGGAUCCCAUUGAUACGUCGUGGAUUGGAAAGGCCAUCAACCAGCAGCGAGUCUGAGUUCCAGGAGUUGCUGUCGAUGCGUAAUCAACAAGGCAUCGUUGAUUAUUGGCACGCCCUUCGACUUCACGUGUCCGUCCCCCCCGCAACAAACAGCCUGCAGCCUCAGAGACACUGGACUCUCGGGAUUUCGAGUGACGAGGGCUAUUCGUGGGUGACGUCGCCUUUGAGGCGUUACUGGGAUCUAGCGGCGCAUUGGCAGAUCAAGGAGGCACUGCUUUCCCCUGGUUCGAAGCCCAUGUUCUCAGCGGCCGAGAUGCAAGCGUUGAUCGAUGACAACGCUUCUGGGGAGCGGGUGCGGAAGAGGUUGAGAGAGUUGCAUACUGUGUUCUGGUCAGCUCUGUAUAUCAAACGAUGGAUGGCGAACAACAAGACUACGAUCAACGACACCUCUAGUCCACUGGAGGGACUUGUCGCUUAUGUGCUCGGAACAGCGAAAUACGAUCCACGUCUCGGCCUCCGUUGGCAGAAAGGAAUCGUUCCGAAGUUGGGCAUACCUGUGUGUAUCACGUUGACCAAUGGGGAGGCCGCAGAGGUAGGGGACACAGUGGGUGUGAAUAUCAGCCAUAUUGUGUUGUCUGAUCGACCAAGGGUGUAUACGACACUUGCGUAG